This is a messenger RNA of Pteropus alecto (black flying fox), 237 nucleotides long. Its product is annotated as keratin-associated protein 21-1-like. NCBI's taxonomy places the organism in Eukaryota, Metazoa, Chordata, Mammalia, Chiroptera, Pteropodidae. The transcript has a single exon. The record is from RefSeq and is a predicted model, not a curated record. Bases 1 to 237 code for a protein of 78 amino acids.
AUGUAUUGCAACUACUAUGGAAACUCCUGUGGGGGCUGUGGAUAUGGCUGUAGCUAUGGCUCUGGCUGUGGAUAUGGCUGUAGAUAUGGCUCUGGAUAUGGCUGUGGCUGUGGCUAUGGCUCUGGCUGUGGGUAUGGCUGUGGAUAUGGCUGUGGCUCUGGCUCUGGCUGUGGAUAUGGCUCUGGAUAUGGCUGUGGCUAUGGAUGUGGGUAUGGCUCUGGCUGCUGUGGCUACUAG